This is a messenger RNA of Cannabis sativa, 453 nucleotides long. RefSeq lists its product as uncharacterized. Lineage: Eukaryota; Viridiplantae; Streptophyta; Magnoliopsida; Rosales; Cannabaceae. The record is from RefSeq and is a predicted model, not a curated record. The coding region runs from base 1 to 453 and encodes 150 amino acids. The transcript is spliced from 3 exons.
AUGAGCACUUCUCCUCCAGUUGUAGAAAAUGAAUCAGAUGAAGAUUUCAGAGCUCUGUUGUUGAAGCACGGCGUUGAAGAUGCCGUGUGCUACGAUAAUGUACUAUUUAUUCCACGUGAGAAGUUGAUGAAUAGUGACAACACUGAUGCAAAAGAAAUCAUUAAUCAAAUGCUCGUUGAUAUCAGUGUUUUAGUGUAUGUUCACCCUGAACAUAAUUCAGAUACGGAAGACGAUCAUGUAUCCGAAAAUGGCUCAAUUGAUUUCGUUGCUGCAAGUGAAGCUUCUAUUAAUAAAUUUGAGAAAUGUUUAAAUGAAAAUGAACUACUAUGUAAUAUUUGUUUUGAGAAUGUCCAUAAUGAUGUAGAAGUUAGAAAGCUACCUUGCAAACACUCCUAUCAUGGAGAAUGUAUUGUGAAGUGGCUAAAGACUAGCAAAUAUUGUCCACUUUUGUAG